AUGAAGCGACCCGUUUCGGGCAACACCGGUACUCCAUUGUACGGGUCUUAUCAACAGAGUGGAUCGUACCAGCCGCCCGUACACUAUGCAGCCGAUCAGACCAAAACGUUGGAAGACACGACCAAGACGUACUACCAGGCGGACGAAACGGCCGUGCAGAUUCUCAACCAAAUGACUACCCAACGGCAACAAGUCCAGAGUGCCAGCGGCAACGUCUGGGACAUGCGACAGGCAACCGAAAAGGCUAAACACGAAAUACAAAGUCUGCAGCAAAAAUAUCGAGAAAAGAAACGCCGUCUCUAUGUAUUGAUUGCCGUGCUGAGCUUGACGGAUACGGUGCUCUUCUUUCGCAUUCUGCAAUGCCGAGGCAACUUUUUUUGUUGAGAAGAAAACCUAAUUUGCGUUUGA
Phaeodactylum tricornutum CCAP 1055/1 is the source of this 408-nucleotide messenger RNA. RefSeq lists its product with no specific name. Lineage: Eukaryota; Bacillariophyta; Bacillariophyceae; Surirellales; Neidiaceae. The transcript has a single exon. The coding region runs from base 1 to 384 and encodes 127 amino acids. The record is from RefSeq and is a predicted model, not a curated record.